This is a messenger RNA of Saprolegnia parasitica CBS 223.65, 972 nucleotides long. RefSeq lists its product as hypothetical. NCBI's taxonomy places the organism in Eukaryota, Oomycota, Saprolegniomycetes, Saprolegniales, Saprolegniaceae. Bases 21 to 914 code for a protein of 297 amino acids. The transcript is spliced from 2 exons. The record is from RefSeq and is a predicted model, not a curated record.
ACUCUUCAAUUGGCAUUCGCAUGGGCAAGAAGGUCUUCAACCCGAUUUCGCCGCAUUUUUGGAGCGCGGACGAGCACGCGCGGUUCCUCGAGGCGCUCGAGAAGGUCGGCCAGUGCGCGCCAACGCCCGCGGUCUGGGGCCUCAUCGCCGACCACGUCGGCAGCCGCACCGACAAGGACGUCCAGCUCCACGCGAACCGGUACUUUCUGCAGCUCCAAAUGCUCAACACGCAGAAGCGCAAGGAGAUGCAAGCGAUGCAGGCCGUCGAUGCAAAGUGGAGCCGCGAAGACGACGCGCGCUUCGAAGAGCUCCUCGCCGCCCACUCGAGCGCAACGUGCUACAACUGGGAAGCGGUCGCGGCGCAGCUUCCAAACAAGACGCCACGAACCGUGCGUGACCGGUACCUCAAGCUCGUGUACGACAUCGCACACAUUGAGAACGGCUAUCACGUGACGAUGCAUCUCGGUGGCGCCCACGAGGACCGGACCCCACCGGGAAGCAGCAACGCGGAGCCGUGUGCGAUGUACGACUGCUGUACGAUGCUAACGCCAGACGAAGAAGACGCGCUCAUGACAGCGCUGGAAGAAACCAAGAUCCCGCCCAUGGCGACGCCGCCCAUGCUCGCGGUCGUGGCCGCGGCCGUCGUCGCUAUGACCAACCACGUCAACAGGAAGCCGCCGACGCGAGAAACACCCAAGUUCUCCAAAGACGACGCAAAACACGCGCUGCUCCAAGCACUCAUGAUGGAGAACGCUGAUACAGGCACCGUCCUCAACGGCCUCCACCGAGCGUUGCGGCUUCAUGACAUGCGCUACAAUGAUGCGCCACGCAACGACACCUUUGUGCAGAAAGCCGAGCCAUAUGCAUCCAACCAGCAUCAUCCGAUGGACCUUGAUACGUUUAGUGUCUUGUGAGCCUACUGUGGUUGAAUCACCAGAAUCGAUGCUCUGUCAUUCAUUUAGUCUCAGCGGG